AUGCUUAAACCACAAGCCAACGCCCAUCGAGACCUCGUCUCUCUAGACGGAGUCUGGAAUUUCACACUCGACCAAGAAUCCUGGAACCACUGGAUUCCAUCAACCCUCCAAGUCCCCGUCCCGGCAAGCUACAACGACAUUUUCAUCGACCCAGACAUCCGCAACCACGUCGGCUGGGUCUACUACCAGCGCAGCUUUACCGUCCCUUCAACAUGGUCUGAACAGCGAUAUUUCCUUCGCUUCGACGCCGCAACUCACAAAGGCCGUGUUUACAUAAACAGUCAGUUUGUUGCUGAACAUGUAGGCGGUUAUACCCCGUUCGAAGUUGAUCUUACGGAUAUCGUUCAACCAGGAUGCAAGGUCAGGCUUACUGUCGGUGUAAAUAAUGAGCUGGAUUGGCAUACCAUUCCGCCUGGUAGAAUUGAGACGCUGGACAAUGGGAAAAAGAAACAGCAUUACCAGCAUGACUUUUUUAAUUAUGCUGGUCUUGCAAGAUCGGUUUGGCUGCAUAGCGUGCCGAGGGUCUUCAUUAAUGAUGUUACUGUUGUAACGAGGGUGGACGAAAAGACUACUUUUGUGGACUUUGAAAUCUCAACCAGUUCAUCUUUACAAGGUCAUUCGCUCAAUGUUACCUUGGUCGACGAAGAGAAUGUCGAUGUUACACACUCGUCUGGAACAAAGGGGUCGUUAACUGUCACAUCCCCUCAUCUUUGGCAACCAGGAGCGGCAUAUCUUUACCAGCUCAAGGCCGAAAUCAUCAGUCCCGGUGGCUCUGUCGUCGAUACUUAUGAGCUACCCGUCGGAAUUCGCACCGUCAAAGUAUCUGGCAACAAAUUCCUCAUUAACGGGAAACCAUUUUACUUUACUGGCUUCGGCAAACACGAAGACACACCCAUCCGCGGCAAAGGUCACGAUCCAGCAUACAUGAUCCACGACUUUCAACUGAUGAAGUGGAUGGGGGCCAAUUCAUUCCGAACAUCUCACUAUCCCUACGCUGAGGAGGUGCUCGAGUAUGCAGAUCGACAUGGAAUUGUGGUCAUCAAUGAGACUGCGGCUGUCGGUCUCAAUCUUACUAUCGUCGCUGGAUUGUUUGGACAGAAGCCUACGCCUACUUUUUCGCCCGACACAAUGAAUGAUGAUACGCAGAAGGCGCAUGAGCAGGCUAUUCGUGAGCUUGUUGCACGGGAUAAGAAUCAUCCUUGCGUUGUGAUGUGGACGAUUGCGAAUGAACCAGCUGCUAGUGAACCUGGUGUACGCGAGUACAUGGAGCCUCUGGUCACUCUAACAAAGGAACUAGAUCCCACACGUCCAGUGUGUUUUGCCAACGAAAACCAAGCCAACAUCCACACCGAUCUAAUCGCAGAUCUUUUCGACGUAAUCUGCCUCAACAGAUACUACGGCUGGUACCUCCACACAGGGGACCUAGAAGCAGCAGAAAAGGGGCUAGAAGAUUGUCUCCUGAGCUGGGCAGGCAAGUACGACAAGCCCAUCAUAAUGACAGAAUACGGAGCCGACACGAUGGCUGGUUUGCAUACGGUUGGAGAUGUUCCCUGGAGUGAAGAGUAUCAGAGCAGGGUGCUGGAAAUGUCGCACCGGGUGUUUGAUAGGGUGGACAGUGUUGUUGGAGAGCAUGUUUGGAAUUUUGCUGAUUUUCAGACACCUUCGACGUUCAUUUUUAGGGUUGAUGGGAAUAAGAAGGGGGUUUUUACGAGGGAUCGGAGACCGAAGGGGGCUGUGCAGGUGCUGAAGAGGAGAUGGACUGAGAUGGUGAAAACACCAUCUGGAGAGUAG
Messenger RNA from Fusarium coffeatum, 1791 nucleotides. RefSeq lists its product as uncharacterized. Lineage: Eukaryota; Fungi; Ascomycota; Sordariomycetes; Hypocreales; Nectriaceae. The record is from RefSeq and is a predicted model, not a curated record. Gene Ontology annotation, molecular function: beta-glucuronidase activity; carbohydrate binding. The transcript has a single exon. Gene Ontology annotation, biological process: glucuronoside catabolic process; carbohydrate metabolic process. The coding region runs from base 1 to 1791 and encodes 596 amino acids.